Molecule: messenger RNA, 10026 nt
Organism: Etheostoma cragini (Arkansas darter)
Lineage: Eukaryota; Metazoa; Chordata; Actinopteri; Perciformes; Percidae
Gene: akap13b
Product: A-kinase anchoring protein 13
Exons: 49
Coding region: 233-9283 (3016 amino acids)
Biological process (GO): cell morphogenesis; regulation of Rho protein signal transduction; positive regulation of neuron differentiation
Cellular component (GO): cytoskeleton; ruffle membrane
Molecular function (GO): microtubule binding; guanyl-nucleotide exchange factor activity
Source: RefSeq, a predicted model, not a curated record
AGCUUGACGGCGACAGUCUUGUUCUCAGCAUGGACCCAGAGCAGUGAGUCCCCAACCAGCGCCCAGCAGCCUGACCACGAACACGGAUCCGGACGGGACGGGACCGCCGCUGUGGGCGCCGAACAUGUAGAGAAAGGACCGAGAUGCGUCAGAGAGUCCCGGGACAUAUCCGAGCGGAGUUAGAAGACAAAAGAUCUGAGGUCUGACCCCGGGGCAACAAGAGUCCAGCGCCAUGAAACUGAAUCCCCAACAAGCUCCACUCUAUGGAGAGUGUGUGUUGACCAUUCAGCUCGAUGAUGAUGAUGUGUGUCGGACUGAGGGAGAGCACGAGGAAGAGGAAGAGGCGGAGUUUUAUCUUUUAUUCUCGGGAUCCACACAGAGACACCUGAGCAGCACACUGCGAGUCAGCCACGUCACACUGCAGGCUGUGUGUCCAGCCCAUAAUUUGUGUGAGCAGGUCUUGGUGACGUUGUGUUUGGCUCGGCCCGGUGCACCAGUGGAUACACACUCACAGGAGACCUUCUGCUUCGUACAGGAAAUGGCUCUGGACAUGGCCCACUUUCUGCUAGACAACAUACCUCCACAGGAAGCAUUCCUAUUGGAUGAUGAGCGGAUUGGGUUAAAUGAGUGUGAGCGCUUGGACCAGAGCCUGGCCCUGGCCCUGAAACACCUCAUCAUGCCCCCCCAGAAGACUGGACCCGCUUUGGACACACAGAAGACACACACACAGACAACACACACACCUGCACACAGUGGCACAGACAGGGACGACACAGCGACACAGCAGGAAACUACGUCUAUUGAUGUCUCCACAAUACUGCACAGCUGCACCGGCCGGUCUCAGUGCCAGCAGCUGUCCAGCCUGCUGCACGUGGCAGCCAGUCACGGUCUGAGGAGAGUGGCGGCGUUGGUCCUGCAGCAGCCAGGGGGCCGGGAGGCGCUGAGGACGCCCAACGCCCAGGGACAGACUGCGGCCGCCGUGGCACAGAGCAGAGGGCAGCAGCAGCUGCUGCAGCUCUUCACACAGUAUGAGACGUCCUCAAACGUCCAAGUGGAACUAAAGGAGCAGCUGCCUGUCUACCCAGAAGGCCGAGUGUUUCAGCACCACGCCGCUCUUGGCACCUACACCCUGACGUUCCCGGUCCUGGGGCAGAGAGGUGGGGGCGGUGAAGACCGCUGCAUCCAGGAGGAGCUGAAGGAGCUGAGGACACACAUUGGUCUUCACAGGGACACACAGGUAAACUCUUCUGGUGCUGCGGCUUUCAGCCCUGCCUGUAGGCUGCAGCCCUGCAAGCAGAAUGCAGGGCUGUCUCUGGUAACCAUAGAGACCUGCAGCACAACAAAAGAGGAACAGGGAAGUCCUCCGUCAUUGGAGGAGAGAGGCCAAGGGGAGGACUCUGCUGUCACUCAGACAUCCUGUAGCAGUGCAAGUCUUUUUCAGAGCCAGGAAGCUGCCAACUCUCCUGCUGGCCGUAACCGCAAAAACAAAAGAAGAAGUAGAAAUGCGACGAGACAUGCAGCGGAAUCUCCAGGGAGUAAGAGAGGCAACCGAGAGGCAGGUGGAGGGAUAGCACGCACGCCCACAAAGGCAACAAGAAGCAUACGAGAGACAGAUACUUCACCUAAAGCUUCAGUGACAGCUCAGUGUAUUCCUGCAACAGAAGAGACUCCACUACCCAGAAAGCCAGGGUCUGCGCCAGGCGCUGAUGGGAAGUGUGCUGGCAGGAAGGCAGCAGCUGGGUCUGUCGCCAUCAUCGUAGAAAAACAGGACGUUGACCUGCUAACAUGUGAGCGAGUCGCCGAGACAGAAGCAGUGACACGGACAGAUCGGGUAGACUCUGGACGUCUCCCAGCGGGACACGCUGACGUCAAGUUCGCUGUGGAAUCAGCCGCAGAGAGGACAGUAACCAUGGGUCAGGAACAAUCCCAAGAUCCCGGGGAAGGUCAGUCGGACUCAGAGGAGCUGAGCCAACCUGACACCAUGGACACCAACAGUCCUCAGUCGGGCAGGAGGGCCAGCCCCAAAUCCACAGACAAGGACAGAAAACCCCGCGGAGGCCUGUGGCGGGAUGGAGGCUGGAUUGGUAGCAGAAUGGGAUCGAUCCCACAGGGGCCAGAAACCCUAGCAAAAACAGUGUGGUAUCAGGGUGAAAACCUGGACCAGGGUGCCAAUGAAGCCUGGAAGAGGGAGGCGGUGAACUCCAAGUCAGUUUGGUAUGAUGGUGACACAACAGAUCAGAGAACACAUGGACAGCUGGAGCAGGGAGUGACAAAGCAGAAAGAAUGUGACUGGAGCUCAGCCCAAGCUUCUGGUCUUAGCUCUCAAGUGUCUGCAGCUCUUAGUCAGCCACAUGCUGCUGGAACACAGCCAGCACUGUCACAAGGGCUGGGUGCACAAAGCCGGGAAGUGCACGGAUCACAGCCAGAGGAGGAAGUAUGGCUAGAUUGUAAGGAGGGAGGAGUGGAGGGAGACCGAGAGGAGGUCACUAACAGAGAGACCAGUUACAGCAGACAGAGUUCGGAAAGAGCGGACAUCGAAGAGGGAGAAGAGAAGCAAGGGAGCCAAGAGAAAGGAGCAAAGGGCAGAAAAAAAAGACGGAAUAAGAGGGGGAAGAGAGGAGGCACGGAGGGCAAGCUUAGCUCCAGCUCAAGCAUUGAGUCUCAGAGUCACAUAGUGAUAAAGACAGACCUAAAGACUCAGUCGGAGACCGAGUCCGAAGCCAGGGACACAACAGGAAGGGCAGACAGCAAGUCUCCAACCCAGAGAGAGGAAACUGACAAGGACGCCAUGCUUCUACCCAGCCGGACAGAGGGCCAGACAAGGGACACUCAUGGACCGGACUGUCCUAGUAAUACCACUCCAGACUUAAGUCCGACAGACCUGACUGAAAGUACAGCGUUGCAGACACCAGAAACAAAGGAAUUAUCAGAGGACAGCAUGCACUUUCAUGGACCUGAUCACUUUAACCUGGAUUCUAGCGCCCCUGCUUCAGAACUUUGUCAGAUGGACAUCCGAAAGGCAGACACAGAGGACAUUACAGAGGACAUAACUGUGCAGCCAGUAAAAAAGGAAGUACUUUACCCUACAGAGCUGGAAUUAAAGGGGCUUGUCAGUCCGGUCCAACAAACAGUGGAUAAUGUGGAGUCAAAUCCAUUGUCCGAAAACGAGGAUUUGACGGUUGAUGGUAAAACGCCUGAGGAUCAGACAGUUUUGGUGGACUCUAAUAACUGCCCAAAAGAACUUCCUGUCAAACUUUCAGAUCCUACAAAGUUCACAGAGAACUCAUUUCUUGUGGAUCUUCCUGAACAGGAUGCACUUGUACAGUGUGUGGAGUCAAACGAGACAGAGCAACCUGUUGCUCCCAAGGGAAGACAUGUAGGGUUUAUGGGACCUGCGCGUCCCACAGAAGCUGGGGCUCUGCCAUUAGACGGUACAGCGGAUGUUUUACCACUUCAAAUACGGGAAGGAAGCGCUGAGACAAGCGUGAGGGGAUAUUCGGAGCAUUGUUUGGUCUCUGAGAUGCUGAGAGAUCAGGAGCACGCAGACAAAAAGAGAAAUGAGUUGUGGGUGGUUGAAGAGGAAGCAGCUAAAAAAAGACGGAAGAGUGAAGAAAAUGGCAGUGGGAUGCAUUACAGGGAGUUGUCUUCCAUAGACAGAGAACAAGAGCAGGACUACAAUAGAGACCUAGUUGCCACAGCGGUAGCAGUUGUCGCGGUAGCAGUAGCAUCAGCCGCGGAUAGCCUAGAGCGGAUGGACAAGUGUCCUCUGGUACAAUGUGAGACAGAAAAGCAAUCUGUAGGGUAUUCACAACCUACUGAUCAGUUCCCCUCUCAACAAGCAGCUAAUGUUGAGAUCAGGCCAGCCAACCUGGACCUGGUUGCACCUGCAGACGCUCCUAGCUCACCACAACUCCACAAAGGGGAAAUCCAGACAGAAAGUACACGAAACAAAGCCUUUACAGAAGAAGAAGAAGACAGCCUACUCCGAGUUAAUAGGACACUUUUGCCAAAAGCAAACCAAAGAAAUACAAGCGAGGUAGACAGCCCGGGCAACAUGCAGGUGGACAUCCAGCUGCAAUAUCCAGAGGCUUCUGAGGAAAAUCCCACACCUGGUGAGAAUAAAUGCCCGCAGGAUCAGUCUGUCUGUCAGGAAGAAACGGGGAAACAGCACAGACAUGAUGUGGGGGACGUAGGAGGACUGCCGCAUGAGCAGGACAGUCCACCCAGCUCUGAGAGUCAGCUGGACUGUCCACACAGCUCCGAGAGACAGCAGGACAGUCCACACACCUGCAAGAGUCGGCAGGACAGUCCACACAGCUCUGAGAGUCAGCAGGACAGUCCACACAGCUCCGAGAGUCAGCAGGACAGUCCACACAGUUCCGAGACUCAUCAGCAGGACAGUCCACACAGCUCCAAGAGUCAGCAGGACAGUCCACACACCUCUGAGAGUCAGCAGGACAGUCCACACAGCUCUGAGAGUCAGCAGGACAGUCCACACAGCUCAGAGAGUCAGCAGGACAGUCCACACAGCUCAGAGAGUCAGCAGCAGGACAGUCCACACAGCUCUGAGUGUCCACACAGCUCUGAGUGUCAGCAGCAGGACAGUCCACACAGCUCAGAGUGUCAGCAGGACAGUCCACACAGCUCUGAGAUUCAGCAGCGUGUGUCAGACUGUCAGGAAAAAGAGCAGGACAGAGACCCACAGCUGGAGAUUCACCUUAAAACAUCCUGUGAAGGGGACUUUCCCACUUUGUCCCUUCCUAGUUGCUCAACACUUCCUGUUUCCCUGUGUGACUCGACUGUUGCGGCCCAUCCCAGUCCAGAGGAACGGCCUGCCCCUGUGAAUGUGGAAACAGGAGAAUACAAGUCAUCCCAGGCUUUAGCAAACAGGAGUCUUGUCCCUGCUGGCUGUAGCACAGGUCCAGAGUCUGUUGUUAUGGAUACUGAAGAUGCUCUGGAUACAGUGGAUGGAUGGAAGGACAGAGAACGGAAUAAGAUAAAAGGUGAAGAGAAGGUCACAGUGGACGUCACAUCCCAGACAGCAGAAGAAGAAGAAGCAGCAGAGCAUCAGCUGACCAGGAGACUCAAAGACAGAACACACCCUCUGCAUAUCCAGAGGGAGAAGGAGGAUUUCGGCCCUAAAGCCAACACAGUACCAACAUGUUCCGACAUCCAUCCAGACUCAGAAGAGUGUGUUUCGGUGUGUGUGUUGCACAAAGGAGACGGUGUGCAACUGGAUGACGGUGUCUUUAAAAAGCCUAAAGCUCCCCCCCCCUGUGCUGGACACAGGGACAGAGGGGUGGCUGUCUCCCUCAGUCCCAGUGAGGGCGCUCUGUCACUGGGCACACUUGAUGCUGUGGCCCCUCGGAGCUCCAGACCGCCCUGGAAGUCCCAAACAGAGGACAGAGGAGGAGGAGAAGAUGUGGACGAGAACAAAGACCAGCUUUCAGAAAGCCCUGGCUCCUCUUCAGUCUCGCGAGCCUCCAUUCGCUCCUUGUCUCCGUUCCGUCGCCACAGCUGGGAGCCGCGCAGGAACAGCAGCGCUGCAGAUGGUGACAUCACACAGCGCAGCUCGAUGAAGAGUCUCUCAGGAGAGAUGAGGAGAGCCAAGCCCCCCCUCCACAGAAGAAGUAUGAGUUGGUGCCCAUCCACCCUGUGUCGUCCUGACCAGGAGCAGACAGACAACAGAAGCUACAGCCUGGAGGCUCUGCGGGGGGAGAGGGGGGGAGCCCACCCUGCUGACCACCAGGACAGGACCGCAGGGCUGGACGGCCAGCACAGCGGCUCCUUGGUGUCCCUCACCGAGGAGGAGCAGGAUGGAGACAGCCAGACAUCGCAUCAGGGACUGUCAGUGACAAACCGCUAUCCUGCUUUGUUCCAUCACCAAACCCUCACCAAAUCCAUCUCCAUGGUUGCCAUCAGUCACCGAGACAUAGAUGUGGCCAGCUCAUUCUCCAGUAACUCGGGCUCCCUGGAAUACAGUAUUUCAGAGGAGGAGCCGGGCCCUCUGCGGAGCAACACUGAGGGGAAAGGAGGACCUAAAAUCAGUCGGACGUUCAGCUACCUCCGCAACAAGAUGAGCAAGAAAGGCAAGGAGAAGGAGAAGGAAAGGAAAGGAGAGAGGGCACGAGAAAGUAAAGAGAGAGAAAAGAAGAGUGCCAACGGUCAUCUCUUCAUCCUGGUCAGUCCACCUCUUUCCACAGCGGGCUGUCAGCACUGCAGCAAAGCUCUGCCCUGCAAGGAAAGCUUCCUCUGCAGCAACUGUGGAGCCAAUGUCCAUAAGAGCUGCAGAGAGAGUCUGGCUGUCUGCACAAAGAGCAAAGCAAAGCAGGUGACGCCGGUGCCUGAAGCUGUUCCUGGGUCAGCUGUGAACAUGAGGAGUAAAUCUACAUCUUCAGCAUCUUCUGUGUCCUCCACAUCGUCCUCGUCCUCCCGGGAACGCUGGACCACAAUAACCAGCCCCGACGACCAGUUCCCUGUCCUGUUUCCACGGAGACACCCCAGCAUAUUCAACACACACAGCAACCUGGCCAAGAGCAUCUCCACCAGCAACAUAGCAGGGUUAGAUGAUGUUCCACUCAAAGGCCUGAAGUUUCUGUCCCAGUCCACCGACUCCCUCCAUCAGGGGAGCAAAGUGAACGCCUCCACCGAGUCACUCACUGAUGAAGGCACUGAGAUGAUGGACAGUCAGCUGAUGGGAGAGUUUGAGUGGGACGUUAAAGAUCUGGAAGCUGAUUCCUGGAGCGGCACGAUAGAUAAGAAGUUCUUGAAAACAUUGAAAAAAGAUGAGAUCAAGAAACAAGACGUCAUCUAUGAGCUGUACCAGACAGAGUUCCACCAUGUUAGGACUCUGAAGAUCAUGUCUGACGUGUACUAUAAAGGCCUUCAGAAGGAGCUGCAGCUGGACUCUUGCACUCUGGACAAGAUUUUCCCAGUUAUGGACGACCUGUUGGACACGCACACACAUUUCCUCACGUUGCUCCUGGAGAGGAAGAGAGCGUCCUCCACUGAAGGGCCGAAGGACAGCAGCUUCCUGAUCUGCAGCAUCGGGGACGUCCUGCUCAGCCAGUUUUCAGGUUGCAGUGCUGAUCGGAUGAAGAAGGUUUACGGGAAGUUCUGCAGUCGCCACAACGAAGCUGUCAAUCUGUACAAAGACCUGCACGCCAAAGAUAAACGCUUUCAGGCUUUCAUCAAGAGAACGAUGAGCAGCAGCAUUGUGCGCAGGCUCAGUAUUCCCGAGUGUAUUCUGUUGGUCACUCAGAGGAUCACCAAAUAUCCCGUUCUCAUCCAGAGGAUCCUCCAGCACACUAAAGAGUCGGAUCCAGACCACGGCUGUGUGUGUGACGCUCUGCGCUGCGUGAAGCAGCUGAUCACGGCCGUGGACAGUAAAGUCAACGAGCAGGAGAAGAAGCAGAGGCUGAGAGAGGUUUACAGUCGGACUGACAGUAAGUCCAUCAUGAGGAUGAAGAGUGGGCAGAUGUUUGCUAAAGAGGACCUGAUAAGAGGGAGGAAGAUGCUGCAUGAUGGAGCGCUGCAGUUAAAAAACUCUGCUGGACGGCUCAAAGAUGUCCAGGCCAUGCUUCUGUCUGAUGUGUUGGUCUUUCUACAAGAAAAAGACCAGAAAUAUGUCUUUGCCUCAUUGGACCAGCGCUCGACGGUCAUCUCUUUACAGAAUCUGAUAGUCAGAGAAGUGGCUAAUGAGGAGCGAGGGCUCUUCCUCAUCACGGCUGGUACAGACAGUCCCGAGAUGGUGCAGGUGUUGGCCAGCAGCAAGGAGGAACGCAACACGUGGAGGGCCAUCAUACAGGACGCCAUGCACUGCAUGGAGAAGGACGAGGACGAGGGCGUUCCCAGUGAGACGGAAGAAGACAGGAGGCAGCAGGAGAACAGAGCCAAGGAGAUCCGUGAACUGCUGCGGAGGAAAGACGAGCAGAUCCUGUCUUUACUGGAGGAGAAGGUCCACAUCUUCCGAGAACUCAGCGACUGGAGCCCCACCGCUGAUGAUCCCAAUCCACCAGUCAGGGAGCGCAUGUUGUUCAUGGCCACACCUGAUGAUGUCACGAAGGGGGAGCCAAUCAUAAAGGAUGCACUGAGAGAAGUGGAGAACCUGCAGGGCUACGUCAGCAGCAGUGUUGGUGUUCCAGCCGGCCUGGAAGGGGGGGGCAGUGUGGGGCCCGUCUGUCUGCCCAGGAGAGCCGAGACAUUCGGAGGCUUCGACAGCCAUCAGAUGAACAGCAGCAAGAACGGAGAGAAGGAAGAGGGCGAUGAAUCGCUGGACCUCCGCAGGACGGAGUCAGACAGUGUAUUAAAGAAGGGAGCCACUGCCAGCCUACAGAUGUUGCUGAAGAGAAAUACGGAGCAGGUGCUGCACAGUGUGACACAUCUUCACGAGCUGCUGAUUGGCCUGCAGGCCGUGGUGCUCCAGCAGGACUCGUUCAUUGAGGACCAGCGGCAGACCCUCAGCGACCGGCUCGCCGCCACGUCCAGACACUCGUCCUCUUCCUCGCUGUCGUCCUCGUCCUCGUCCCGCCCCUCCUCGCUCAUCGAGCAGGAGAAACACCGAAGUCUAGAGAGACAGCGCCAGGAGGCGGCCACUCUGCAGAAACAGCAGGCUGCUCAUCAGGAGGAGAAGAGGAGGAGGGAGAAGGUGUGGGAGUUGAAGGAGAGGAGUCUGGCCGAGCGGGAGGAGAGGCUGAGGCUGGAGGAGGAGCAGACCAAGGAGAGGCGUCGCCAUCUGUCCGACGAGGGAGAGCUGCUGCACAGGAAGAAAGAGGAGUACCAGACAGAGCUGGGGAGGCUGAAGGAGGCCCAGAUGAAGCUUGAGAGGGAGCAGGAGGCUCUGAGAAGAGAAACCCAGAGACUGGAGGCCAUGAACACAGACCAGUCGGAGCAGCUUCAGAGGUACCAGCGCACGCCCUCCACCACCUCUGAAGAGUCCUUAAGGUUCCACAGCUCCGGCUCUCUGGAUCUAGAUUCCAAAGAAGCAGCAGAACAGCCAAAAGUGGUGGAGGUCUCGUCCUCGGCCCCGAGCAGAGAACCUUUCCUCCGCAUCGGAUCCAAGAGGAUGGGCAAAAGCUUUAACCCCUUCUCCUCUAACUCGUCCUCCAAGCCCCAGGGAGCAGAGAAGGAGUCCCAGCUCCCCAGCAAACUGCUCCAGCUGGCUAAAACCAAGGAGAAGAAAGACAAGAGGAAGAAGAAGGGCAAAGGAGAGCAGACACCGACAGAAAGCAAAGUUGCAGUGAUGUCGGAUCCCCACAACGAUGGAGACAUCUUCUUCUGCUGAGGACGUGGACGAUGCACACGUGCACUUUCCCGAGGAAGCAGGCAACUGGCCGAGCAGCAAACAGGACCCUCUAACACUCUAUUCGGAUAUGAAAUGCCCACGUGUCUCUGCUGACUGUUCGGCUUCUGGACACUGUCUUUGCCUUCCUGCCAGACAGAAUGGGCCGGGGUCCUCGUCCCAGAGACACCAGGUGAAGGGUCAGGAGAAGACUUUCCCUACAAGCUUCCAUCUGGUACACAUGAAGCAGACUCAGAUGAGCUGUGUGUCAGAUCGCGUGUCAAGUCACAUCUCCUCGAGACUUUACACUGUAGCUUUAACACAAACCAAUAACGAGUGCCUUUUCCUUCUAGUUGUGCUGACGCUAACUUUGAGUGCUUGUGGUGCUGGUGACUCCUCACUUUCAGUUUCAACGCGAGGAGAUUUUUAAUUUAACGUGUGAUGUUUGCUUUAACUUGUUUUUUUUUAUCAGUCAAGCUGUCAAACAAGACGUAACAAGACAUGAGGGCGUAACAGACGGCACACCACAUGGUGUGUGUAACAGUUAGUAACCACCCCGUCUCAGCGUCCACACUGUGUGCUGAGGUCAGUGUGGCAACAGAGCUCCAGACACAACCAAUCAGUCCCCAGAGACGUGUCUGAAUCUGUAGAGUGGUCAGGGCACGAGUCUCUGAGACAGCCUCUGCUGAAUGGGACAAAGGUGGUCAUAGCUGAUGUUUUUAUCUCGAGAAAGUCGUUAUUUUUUG